CGACCCGGAAGAAGAAUUCUAUAUUUCCCACAAUCCCUCUCUGCUUCGCCCUCUUUCCCCAUCGCAGCCAUGUCGAAGAGAGGACGUGGUGGUUCAUCCGGAGCCAAGUUCCGAAUCUCGUUGGGUCUUCCAGUGGGAGCAGUUAUUAACUGUGCUGACAACACUGGGGCCAAGAACCUUUACAUCAUCUCCGUGAAGGGCAUCAAAGGGCGUCUUAACCGUCUCCCUGCUGCUGGAGUGGGUGACAUGGUGAUGGCGACGGUCAAGAAAGGCAAGCCUGAGCUCAGGAAGAAAGUGCAUCCUGCAGUCGUGAUCAGGCAGAGGAAAUCGUAUCGGCGGAAAGAUGGGGUCUUUCUCUACUUUGAGGACAAUGCAGGUGUCAUUGUUAAUAAUAAAGGAGAAAUGAAAGGUUCUGCCAUCACUGGCCCAGUAGCUAAGGAGUGUGCGGAUCUGUGGCCCAGAAUUGCCUCAAAUGCUGGAAGCAUUGCAUAAGCUUCUUGACAGACACCCUUUGUUUACAAUAAAAAAUGUUCAUAUAGUC
This is a messenger RNA of Corythoichthys intestinalis (scribbled pipefish), 541 nucleotides long. It is a transcript of the gene rpl23, whose product is annotated as ribosomal protein L23. The record is from RefSeq and is a predicted model, not a curated record. Gene Ontology annotation, cellular component: cytosolic large ribosomal subunit; ribosome. Gene Ontology annotation, molecular function: large ribosomal subunit rRNA binding; structural constituent of ribosome. The coding region runs from base 70 to 492 and encodes 140 amino acids. Gene Ontology annotation, biological process: translation. Lineage: Eukaryota; Metazoa; Chordata; Actinopteri; Syngnathiformes; Syngnathidae. The transcript has 5 exons.